CGCGGGCGCAGCGGCGGGCGGGAGGGGGGUGGCGCGCCGCCGCAGCGGGCCGGGAGCCGUGGUGGCGAGGAGGAUGGCGCGGGCGCCCCGUUGGAUGCUCGGCUGGCUGCUGCUCGCCUGCUGCGUGCCGCACACAGAGCCGCUGGCCGUGAUGUCCGUGGACAUGGGCAGCGAGUCCAUGAAGAUUGCCAUUGUGAAGCCUGGGGUGCCGAUGGAAAUUGUCCUGAACAAGGAAUCACGGAGGAAAACACCUGUAGCUGUUGCUUUGAAGGAGAAUGAGCGUCUCUUUGGUGAUAGUGCAUUAGGAAUGUCUAUAAAGACCCCCAAGGUGGCAUUCAGAUACUUUCAAGAUCUGCUGGGUAAGCAAAUUGAUAACCCUCAAGUGGCACUGUACCAGUCCCGAUUCCCAGAACAUGAACUGGUGAAGGAUGAGAAGAGACAGACGGUUAUCUUCAAGCUGUCACAGACAUUACAGUAUUCUCCAGAGGAGAUGCUUGGUAUGGUCCUGAACUAUUCACGUGGUCUAGCUGAGGAAUUUGCAGAGCAGCCCAUCAAGGAUGCAGUGAUCACUGUUCCUGCCUACUUCAACCAGGCAGAGAGGAGAGCAGUGCUGCACGCUGCUCGCAUGGCUGACUUGAAGGUUCUGCAGCUGAUCAAUGACAACACUGCUGUAGCUUUGAACUAUGGAGUUUUCAGGAGGAAAGACAUCAAUGCCACUGCACAGAAUAUCAUGUUUUACGACAUGGGAGCAGGAAGCACCGUUUGUACUAUUGUUACGUAUCAGACAGUGAAAACUAAGGACUCGGGAACCCAACCUCAGUUGCAGAUCCAGGGCAUUGGGUUUGACCGUACUCUUGGAGGUUUAGAGAUGGAGCUUCGUCUCCGAGAUUAUUUGGCAAAGCUCUUUAAUGAUCAGCACCCCUCGAAAGAUGUCCGAAAGAACCCCCGGGCCAUGGCCAAACUGCUGAAGGAGGCCAACCGCCUGAAAACUGUCCUGAGUGCAAAUGCUGACCACAUGGCACAGAUUGAGGGGCUGCUGGAUGAUAUUGACUUCAAAGCCAAAGUCUCAAGGCAAGAAUUUGAGGAUUUGUGCUCUGACUUGUUCCAACGAGUCCCAGGACCUGUGCAGCAGGCUUUGAGCAGCGCAGAGAUGAACCUGGAUGGAAUUGACCAGGUGAUUCUAGUUGGCGGUGCCACACGGGUCCCCAAAGUGCAGGAAGUUUUGCUGAAAGCUGUGGGCAAAGAGGAACUGGGCAAGAAUAUAAAUGCUGAUGAGGCUGCUGCCAUGGGUGCAGUCUACCAAGCAGCUGCUCUGAGCAAAGCCUUUAAGGUGAAGCCUUUCAUGGUUCGAGAUGCAGCCAUGUUUCCUAUCCAGGUGGAGUUUACUCGUGAAGUUGAGGAGGAUGAUAAAUCCAAGAGUUUAAAGCAUAACAAGAGGAUUUUGUUCCAGCGCAUGGCACCAUAUCCACAGCGUAAAGUGAUCACUUUCAACCGCUACACAGAUGACUUUGAGUUCUAUGUCAACUAUGGAGAUCUGUCUUUCCUGAACCAGGAUGACUUGCGAAUUUUUGGAUCCCUGAAUCUCACUACCGUGAGGCUAAAGGGAGUUGGGGAGAGUUUUAAGAAGCACUCAGAUUAUGAGUCCAAAGGCAUCAAAGCUCACUUCAAUAUGGAUGAGAGCGGAGUGCUGAGUCUUGACCGGGUGGAAUCUGUGUUUGAGACCUUGGUGGAAGACAAGCUGGAGGAGGAGUCAACACUGACAAAACUUGGUAACACCAUCUCAAGCCUCUUUGGGGGUGGUGGCCAUACACCAGAGGCUGGAGAGAACCUGACGGACUCGGUUCAGGAAGAAGAAGAAAGCCUAGCAGAAGCAGCUAAAGAAGAGCAGGGGGUGAAACAAGGCCAGAAGAGUAGUGCAGAAGAUGCUGGUGAAGAGCAGGGAGAGGAGAAACAGCAGUCACCACAUCCAGAUCAGGCAGAGGCUGUCCCUCCUAAAGAAGAGUCGCAGAAAAACGAAGAAGGCGAGAAAUCAGAGGCUCGGGAUCCUAAGGAAGAUAAAGAAACUGUGAAAGAGGAAGAACUUUCCAAAAGUUCUGGUGCAGGCACUGCUGCCAAAGCAGAAGAAGAGAAAAAAAUCAAAGCACCCAAGAAGCAGAAGCUCGUCCAUGAGAUCACGAUGGAACUGGAUGUAAAUGAUGUGCCUGACCUGCUGGAGGAUGAACUGAAGAGCUCAAUGAAAAAGCUCCAAGAUUUGACAAUCAGAGAUCUGGAGAAACAGGAAAGAGAAAAAUCAGCCAACAGCUUGGAGUCAUUCAUCUUCGAGACCCAGGACAAGCUUUACCAAGAAGAGUACCUGUUUGUCUCAACAGAGGAGGAGAGAGAAGAAAUUUCCAAAAAGCUUAGUGAAGCUUCAAACUGGAUGGAGGAGGAGGGCUAUGCAGCUGCAACUAAGGAGCUGAAGGACAAGCUUGCAGAGCUGAAGAAGCUUUGUAGGAACCUCUUCUUCCGGGUCGAGGAAAGGAGGAAAUGGCCAGAACGGCUGGCUGCCCUGGAGAGUCUGCUGAACCACUCAAACAUCUUCCUCAAGGGAGCCCGAAUGAUCCCAGAGUCUGACCAAAUAUUCACAGAAGUGGAACUGGGUACACUGGAAAAAGCAAUCAAUGAAACAACGGUAUGGAAAAAUGAGACACUGGCAGAACAGAAUAAACUGUCUCCUGCUGAGAAACCAGUCCUGCUGUCCAAAGAUAUAGAGCUCAAGAUAGCAGGCCUGGACAGAGAAGUGCAAUAUCUUCUGAACAAGGCCAAGUUUGCAAAACCAAAACCCAAAAAGGAGAAGAAUGCCACAAAAUCUGAUUCAGGCAAGAAUGCUACAGGAACCUCUGAGAGUGAGAACACUAUCCCUCCCACGGAGGGGAAGCAAGAAGAGAAACCUGAGGAUAUCAGUCCGGCCAAGGAACCCCCAACUACUGAGAAAGUAGUGACAGAUGAUGAGCCUGGAUCAGAUUCCAGCUCCAAAAAAGAGAAGAAACCAGAAGCUGGAGGAGAAAGCAGGAAAAACGAUGAGUUGUAACACCCCCUGAAGCCCCUCUAGUGUCAACAUCUAUUUAUUUCAUCGUUACCUUCUUGUUUUUAUAAUGGACUGGGUCAGUUAUGAUGUAAAUGGAACACAACAAACGGUCUGAAAACACAA
Molecule: messenger RNA, 3190 nt
Organism: Gallus gallus (chicken)
Lineage: Eukaryota; Metazoa; Chordata; Aves; Galliformes; Phasianidae
Gene: HYOU1
Product: hypoxia up-regulated 1
Exons: 24
Coding region: 74-3070 (998 amino acids)
Biological process (GO): cellular response to hypoxia; negative regulation of hypoxia-induced intrinsic apoptotic signaling pathway; endoplasmic reticulum unfolded protein response
Cellular component (GO): endoplasmic reticulum chaperone complex
Molecular function (GO): ATP binding; ATP-dependent protein folding chaperone
Source: RefSeq, marked validated